UAGGCUAAAGCCAUAAAAAUAAUUGACUAAUAAAUGUAAAAACAUUAGUACAUUUUCCUAACCCGGACACGAAUAUGCCCAUUCAACUAUUUCGCCAUCUGUUGACUAGUAGAAUCACUACAAUGAAACAAAGCAAUUUGACAUAUUGAGACGAAAAUGCAAUAUCAAAACGCAAACUCCAAGAGAAUGGCACAAAGAAUAAUAUUCUCGCACAAAAACCCAUAAAAUAUUACUGUUUCUAAGUUAAAUAUGAAUCUAAUUUGAUAAUAAUGAGUGUUGAUAAAGGCAAAGGGCCGGUUUUCGACCCUGGCGUAUGUCGGUGCUGCGGCUCCAUGAAGCGAUGCCGUUUGUUGAACGUCGAAUAUCAGUGCAUGGGGCAAAAGGAAGUCUAUGCUGAUAUGAUCAUGGAUUGUUUUGGGCUAUUGAUGUCACAUUUAGAUGACAAGCCAUCAGCUCGGCUGGUCUGUGCAACAUGUGUUGGUCGUCUAAGAGAGGCUGCCGCAUUUCGAGCACAGGUGCUUCGCUGCGAGGCUGCGUUCCUUCAGCUGCGGAUGUGUGAGACAGAGGCUGCAGACAAGCAAGCGCGCCUAGACGCGUCAGCCAUGCUGGAAGUGGAGAUCAAGCCGGAGCCGCCGGACGAGCCCGGGGCCUCCCCGCGCGGCCCCGACCACCUGGACGACCGGGAUCAUGACCUUGAUCUUAACGAGCAUAUGGAUGAACCAGAGCAACCGGAGCGCGCGGAAUGCGAGUCCCCAGCGGACUCGGACGACAUGCCGCUGCGGCGGCGCAACACUCGCGCGAGCAACGGCCGGCGUCCGCCCCUCGACCAACCGCCCGCGCUCCCCAUGUCCAAAGUCCAGCAGCUGAUGCGCGAACGCGACCCAUCAUACAUGAUCGACACGAACGUCGUCACCGUCGUCGAGAACUCCUUCAUCUGCCCGUUCAAGUGUCGCCACAACCACCUGUUGUGCUACUACUGCGGCGCCAACUUCUCCGACCCGACCGGUCUCCGGCACCACACCAUCUCCGAACACCAUCCGAAGAAAUUCAAAGUCAUCGAACAUAAGAAAAUGAUCAAAAUGGAUUUGACGAGGAUCGACUGUAGAUUGUGUACUGAGAAGAUCAGUGAUUUAGAAGAAUUUAAACGGCAUAUAACAAUGGUGCAUAAUAAGAAAUAUUAUUUUAACGCGAAAGACUUGAUCUUACCGUUUAGAUUGACUUUGAACGAACAGCAAUGUGCGUUGUGUGAUGAAGUGUUUCCGUAUUUUCACGCUUUGAACAAACAUAUGAACAAGCAUUUUAGUAAUUACGUGUGUGAGACGUGCGGGUUGGGGUUUGUGGAUAAGGGCAGGUUCGUGAUGCAUCAGCAGAGACAUGAAGAGGGGGAUUUUCCUUGUGAGACUUGCGGGAAGAUUUUUAAAGCGCAGUAUAACAGGGACCUCCACAUCGACCGGGUGCACAACAAGCGAGGCCGCGUGUUCUGCCCCAAGUGCGACGUGAAACUGAUGUCGUACACGCAAAAGCUGAAACACUUGGUGGAGGUGCACGGCGACGCACCGCUGUCGUUCCCCUGUUCGUUGUGCGAACGCGUUUUUGGCACUAGACGAACGCUCACCAUACACAGGCGGAAGGAUCAUUUGAAAGACUACAGGUAUGAAUGCCAAUUCUGCGGUCAGAAGUUCUUCACCCGUUUCGCCCUGAACAACCACAUGCCCACUCACACGCGAGAACGCAACUUCAAGUGUAAAGUGUGCGAGAAGACUUACCCCAGACUGAAGACACUUAAAGACCAUAUGAGAAUUCAUACGAACGACCGGAGGUAUAGGUGCCAUGUGUGUGGACAGGCCUUUAUUCAGAAUUGUAGUUUGAAGGGGCAUAUGAAGAGCCAACAUUCGGAAUUUGGGUAAUGUUUUUAUAAUUUGUCAAACCAAUUUUGUAGGUUACGCGGCAGACGUGAAACUUUUUACCACCUUUUUCUACUGACAAUGUGCCAAAAUUAUUUUCACCACACCAACUGGUAAAGGCCCUCUUGAUUGUUCUUUUUUUUAAUAACGAUAAGCAAGCGUUUGACCACGAUCUCACCUGAUGGUAAGUGAUGAUGCGGUCUACGGUGGAACUUACCUAUGAGAUACCUAUUUACCCUAGCCUUGAAGAGACCCAGAUUGUACUCAUGCGGAAACAGACUCGGGCAGGGCAUUCCACUCCUUG
Cydia pomonella (codling moth) is the source of this 2208-nucleotide messenger RNA. Its product is annotated as zinc finger protein 816-like. The coding region runs from base 270 to 1907 and encodes 545 amino acids. Gene Ontology annotation, biological process: regulation of transcription by RNA polymerase II. Gene Ontology annotation, molecular function: zinc ion binding; DNA-binding transcription factor activity, RNA polymerase II-specific; RNA polymerase II transcription regulatory region sequence-specific DNA binding. The record is from RefSeq and is a predicted model, not a curated record. The transcript is spliced from 7 exons. Gene Ontology annotation, cellular component: nucleus. NCBI's taxonomy places the organism in Eukaryota, Metazoa, Arthropoda, Insecta, Lepidoptera, Tortricidae.